Molecule: messenger RNA, 264 nt
Organism: Meloidogyne enterolobii
Lineage: Eukaryota; Metazoa; Nematoda; Chromadorea; Rhabditida; Meloidogynidae
Source: the annotation of a GenBank genome assembly
AUGGUUGAGCACAAGAUAGAACUAACGGAAACAAGAAGUCACACAACAGCAAUCAAAUAUAAUGGUUAUAUUUUUGGUUAUAAACGAGAAAUGUCAACAGGAUUAUUAGCAUGCCCUUGUUCAAAAUAUACGUCUAAGGAUACCAAUUGUAGAGCGAUAAUUCAUGCCGAUACUAAUAACAACAUAUCCGACGAAUAUCUAACUGUCGAGCACAAUCAUCCUCCUCAAUAUAUCAAAAAAUUUCUAAUUGUUAGAAUUAUUUGA